AAAGAGAAAAGGUGUCUGAAGAUCGAAACAUUCCCCAAAUUUGACACCACAGAAAAACCCUAACCCAAUUUCACUCUUCACCGAUUAAAUUCUCCUAUCAUUCCUUAAUUCCCUCACUUAAAAUCGCGAUUUUUCUUCGUGCAAUCUGUGCGAUCCCAAUAAUCACACACUCCCAUGGACGACAUGGAAGACGACGCAAGGUACCCCCCUAAGUCAUUCUCCCUCAACCGUCAGAAUCCCUCCCAUCGACAUAAACACCCCGCACGCGCCGCCCCUUACCACCGUCCAAUGCCCACGCGCUACGACCAGCCCAUGGUGGAAGACGACGAUGAAGAUGAUGAAAACGAACACGAAGAUUUCAACGACGACAACGACGAAGGCGAAAACGGAUACGAUGAAAACGAUAUCGUGGGGUAUCCCCGGAUCCCGAAGAAGCGCAAGGUGGUAGUCGCGCCAGGAUCCUACGAAUUCGCGCCACGUUUCAAAUUGUCGUACGGUUCGCGUGGUUCGGGUUCUUCUGGUGAAGAGUGGAGCGAACACGAGACUUUCGUGCUGUUGGAGGUGUGGGGGGACAAGUUCCUCCAGCUCGGGAGGAACAGUUUAAGGUCCGAGGAAUGGCACGAGGUUGCCGAAAAGGUUUCGGAGGAAUUGAAGGCAGAGAGAAGCGUGACGCAGUGUAGGAGCGUGCUGGACAAGCUGAAGAGAAAGUACAAGAAGGAGAAAACCAAAAUGGAUGAAAUGGGGAUGGGCUCUUGCAAAUGGCCCUACUUCAAGAAGAUGGACAUGUUGAUGGCAUCGUCGGCAAGGCAAGAGUAUGGCCUUGCAUGUGGGGUGGAUUCUGGGGAGUAUGUGUUUAUGAACACUAGGGUUUACUUGAACAGGUCCAAUGGAUUUGAUGAGAUGAGGGAUAGUCCAGGGGAGUCUGAGAGUGAUGAUGAUGAGGAAGAAGAGGAGUUUGGUGGUGGCGGUGCUGCUGAUGAGGAGGAUGAGACAUCGUUCCGUGUGUUGGCGGAUUCGAUUCAGAAGUUUGGGAAGAUUUAUGAGAAGAUUGAGAACAGCAAGAGGCAGCAGAUGAUGGAGUUGGAGAAGAUGAGGCUGGAUUUUAACAGGGAGUUGGAGCUGCAGAAGAAGCAGAUUCUCGAGAGGGCGCAGGCUGAGAUUGCCAAAAUUCAGGAAGGGGAUGAGGAGGAUACCGACACUUCCACGGAGAAUCUCAGUGAAUGAUGUAGGUUAUUUCACUAAGCUCUCGGGAUAGGCUACAGGUUAUAUGAAAAUAGUUUAACCUUGUUAAUACUUUAAUUAUAGAAACAACUAAUACAUAAACACUAGCAUGAUAAAUACAUAAUUAAGCUGCUUACCAGGAUGUGCCGGAUUAUAUUUUUCUUGAAUAGCUUAUUCUGUUAGUACACAAUAUUUACUUUUGUAAUGUGAUUGAUAUGUAUGUUUGGUUACA
This is a messenger RNA of Vigna radiata var. radiata (mung bean), 1453 nucleotides long. Its product is annotated as trihelix transcription factor ASIL2. Gene Ontology annotation, cellular component: nucleus. Gene Ontology annotation, molecular function: transcription cis-regulatory region binding. The transcript is spliced from 2 exons. The coding region runs from base 175 to 1224 and encodes 349 amino acids. The record is from RefSeq and is a predicted model, not a curated record. Lineage: Eukaryota; Viridiplantae; Streptophyta; Magnoliopsida; Fabales; Fabaceae.